CUCUGUCUGAAUCUGAUGCGCCACAAGAGGAGGAAGAGACAGAAGGUGAGGAGGCGGGAGUGAGUUCUUGUGUGUUUGUGAUGAACACCUGGCAAGUUGUGGUGAAUUUCUCCGUUAUGACGCACUGACCUCUGUUGAUAGAUGGCAGAAGACAAACCAGAAAGGAAGACUUCAGGCAGGAACCCUCCUGGUGGCAGUGUUGCUGCUGCUGUAGCAGACACUGAUGGCAAGACAAAGGAAACAGUUCCUAGAGAGUCAGGAGGGGGAAUUGGAAAGAAUCGGCGCUUGGCUAGCAUCCGGUCACGCAUCUCCAUUGAGGAGCUGAAGAAUGUUUACAAGCGACAGGUGACUCUGUCUCAGGAUGACAGUGCUGAGCCUAUUUUUGAUCCUAUGGCCAAGGCACAGGAGAGCCUGAUGGUGGUGAGGGGCAAGACAGGUGUGGUAUACUGCCACCAAAUGACCAACCAUCUCUGCUUCUGGGACCCACAACAUAUGGAGAAACCUGAAAGGCUGCUUUGCAUACUUGACAGGUGUCAGGAGCUAGGAUUGCUGCAGGAGUGUGAGCGGCUGGAGUGUCGUGCUGCCAAAGAGGAGGAAGUGUUAAAUUUGCAUUCUCCAGCACAUUUUGGCCUCCUUCAAACCACUUCCAGUAUCACCGAUCAGGAAAAGCUGGAAGACCUCUCUUCACGCUUUGACUCUGUUUACUUCCAUCCAGGGACAUUUGAGAGUGCCCUUCUGGCAGCAGGUGGUACACUGGACCUGGUGGAUGCUGUGGCCUCAGGUAGACUUCAGAAUGGUUUUGCCAUAGUAAGACCCCCUGGCCAUCAUGCUAUGGAAUCUGAAUUCUGUGGGUAUUCCUUCAUCAACAAUGUGGCUCUGGCGACCCGCCAAGCACUAAACACCCACGGCCUCUCUCGUAUCCUGAUUGUUGACUGGGACGUGCACCAUGGCCAGGGGACGCAGCAGGCCUUUUAUUCAGAUCCCAGAGUGCUGUACUUCUCCAUUCACCGGUAUGAACAUGGCAGUUUCUGGCCAAAUCUUCGGGAAAGUAACUAUGAUUACAUUGGCCAAGGGAAUGGUAAAGGUUUCAACUUCAAUGUGCCACUCAACAGUAUUGGCAUGGCCAACCAAGACUUCUUGGCUAUCCUACACCAAGUGCUUCUCCCUGUUGCCUAUGAGUUCAGUCCAGAGUUGGUUAUAGUAUCAGCUGGGUUUGAUGCUGCCAUUGGAUGCCAUGAGUUUGGCCCAGAGCUAGUUAUAGUGUCUGGUGGGUUUGACUCAGCUGUUGGGGAUUCCAAGGGAGAGAUGGAGGUGUCCCCUGGGCUGUAUGCACACCUCACCUCCCACCUGAUGACUUUGGCCCAAGGCAAGGUGGCUGUUGUCUUGGAGGGAGGGUACUACCUACCAUCUUUGGCUGAGAGUGCAGCAAUGACCCUCAGUGCUCUGCUGGGUCACCCAUGUCCAUCUCUCAUGGAUCCCAUCAUACAGCCUUCAAAAAGCUUGCAGGAGACAUUGCUGAGUUUGGUGUAUGUUCAGCGGCCAUACUGGAAGUGUUUCCAGUAUCAGGGAUCCUUCAGUCUGGAGGAGGUUAGGGGAGACUCUGAUCCCAAAACCUUCACACCAAGCCUAUCCUUUAUGGGACUGACAAGUUGCCGACCUCUCAGGUUUCCUACCAGGGACAAUGUUGAGCCUCGGACACCUGAAGCUCUGCAGAGAAUUAAUGACAAAUUUCAGUGCCUACGACAAAAAGAAGGUGUGAGGGUGAGGUUUGAGCCAAGACUGUGCUUAGUGUAUGAUGAGGGGAUGGAGCUCCAUCAUAGCCUUACUGAAGGAGAACAUCCAGAACGGCCAGAACGCAUCCGUCGAGUGUGGGAAAUGCUGAGUCGAGUGGGAGUGGUGGAGCGAUGCCGUGUCCUGCAGUCACGGCGGGCCCAGCAUGAAGAAGUGGAGCUGGUGCACACUAAAGAACAUGUGGAGUUCAUGUAUAAACUGGAGUCCAUGGAUGAAGAAGAGCUCCAGAUCCUGCAAGAGAGCUACAAGUCUGUUUACCUUCAUCCAAAGACCAAUGACUGUGCUCUGCUUUCUGCUGGCUGUCUGCUGCAGGUAGUGGAGGAAGUGUGGCAAGGCAGGGCAAGGGCAGGUGUUGGGCUAAUACGACCACCCGGCCACCAUGCCGAGCCAGACCAGCCACAUGGCUUUUGCUUCUAUAACAAUGUAGCAGUAGCUGCCAGGCAUGCCAUUCACAACCUGGGAUGCCAGAGGGUACUGAUAGUUGACUGGGAUGUGCACCAUGGCAAUGGCAUCCAACAUGCUUUUGAAGAAGAACCACGAGUGCUGUAUGUGUCCCUUCAUCGCUAUGACCAUGGCCUUUUCUUUCCUUCCUCUGAGGAUGCCAACUUUGAUCGGGUGGGAAGAGGUCCCGGCGAGGGCUUCACCAUCAAUAUCCCCUGGAACAAGGUACAUAGAGGGGAAAGGAUGAUGAGUGGCAUGGGUGAUGCAGAAUAUAUGGCUGCCUUCACUCAGGUGAUAAUGCCUGUAGCCUACCAGUUUAAUCCUCAGUUGGUUCUGGUUGCUGCAGGUUUUGAUGCAGCUCGUGGAGAUCCUCUUGGAGGUUGCCGCACAAGUCCUGAAUGCUACGGUCAUAUGACAUCCUUGUUGGCUGGGUUAGCGGAGGGUCGAGUUGUGUUGGCACUUGAGGGAGGCUACAACCUUACCACUAUCAGCUACUGUAUGACACUGUGUGCCAAGGCUCUUCUUGGUGAUCCAAUGCCCCCUCUGGAAGCUCAGCUGGUGCCCAAUAAGAGUGCUGUUCAUACCAUAAAUGAGGUCAUCAGCGUCCACAGCAAAUAUUGGUCAGCGCUCUGCUUUCAGGUUGAGCUUCCAUUGCAAGAUGUGUUGCAGCAGGGAUGUGGUGGUGGCCCUCAAGGAGUGGACUCUGGUGUGUCAGGAUCAGAGGCCUCUCUUUCUCCCUCCCCAAUCUCGAUUCCUUCCCCUGUUAAAUCUCGUGAUUCAUCUCCCUCCACCACUACCACUACCUCCCCCUAUGUCUCAGCUCCCUCCUCUCCUGCCAAGCCAAUCUUUAUGGAGUGUGAAGUAAAGACCAAUGAUGUCCAGGAGUGUUUGUCAGACAGUAAGGAGACAGCUUCCUCAGUAGGGGCAAGGCCUCGUACCCAGCAGCCAAAGAAGACACCUAACAGGACACCCCAUAAACCCAGGCAAGCAUCAAACCGAUCUGUUGAUAGACAGAGAAGUACCCCUAAAAAACAUGGCAAGGUUGCUGCAGCCAUGCAAGCAGCAAUAGCCAGCCAGAGCUUAGUGAAAGGCCCCACAGGUGUUGUUUGUGUUGAGAGGGACAAAGGAGGUAGUCUUGCAGAGACUAUAGUUAACCAAUGUCAGGCACUUGAUCUGUGGCAGGCAUGCAAUGUUCUGUCAUCCCAACCAGCUAUGAAGGCAGAAGUCUUUCCAGAGAAGAUACUACAACAUCUCUGCUCCGCCAAUGUAGUGAAUGGACUCCGUGGGGAGCGCACAGGGGAUGCUUCAUUGCAGAUUGCUGGAAGUGUGGCAAAGCUUCUGCAGGAAAUUCUAGAUGGUAAAUUUCAGAAUGGCAUGGCCUUAACGGAGGCUAUGGAUGGCCUGCACAGUGGUGUGGCCUUGGCAGUGCACUCAGUGCUGAGUAUCCAUAGCAAAGCUCGGAUGGUGGUUGUGGACUUUGGCAACUGUGUUGAGCCAGAAAUACUAGAUCAUUUGUUCUCACAUGAACCACGAGUUCUGGUACUUUCUGUGCGUCAGUGCCAGUAUGCCUCAGGAUCCACUUCUAGAAAUAAAGGAAGAUAUAGUAAUGUUCUAAGUGUAGAUAUAAACUGCAAUAUAGCAGAAAGUAGCCAUGAUUACCUAACAUUAGUUCAUCAGUUGCUUCUGCCUGUGAUUUAUGAGUUUGGGCCACAGAUGGUGGUAAUGACAGCAGCAUGUGAGUGGAACAUCUACCCUGCAUUCCUACCAAACAUGGCUGGACUGUUUUUGCCUGUGACAAGUGAUCGAUUGGUGAUGGCUGUGGAAAUAGACCAACAGCGCAGUAUAGUUGUUAAUGAGGGUAUAGUAGGUGCUCUCAGCACCCUCUUAGGCAGGCCAUACCAUCCAAAAAUGUCACAAUCUGAAAGCCUUAGGCCAGAGGUGUGCCAGACUAUACUAGAGGUGAUGAAGGCCCAGCAAGGCAAUUGGAAGAGCCUGAGAUACCAUGCCCUGGCGUCACUUGUGACAUCCUCCACUGGAAAGCAAGAAUCAUUACUACCGAGUCAUCUUCAGCAGCAGACCAUCAAGCCGCAGGAAGAUGCUUUGCUGAAACCCAAAGAGCUAGAGUGUUUCAAGGAGGGGCAGUCUGUGUGUCUUGUGUACAGUGAAGCCAUGAAGGAACAUCUUAAUUAUGCAGACUCCACACAUCCAGAGUGUCCAGAUAGGAUCAGCUGUAUCUUUGAGCAGCUGUGUAACUUUGGCAUUGUUGAACGCUGCCAGCGUCUUAAGGCAAGGGAAGCCACUUUGCAGGAGUUGGAGAGGGUACAUUCCAGCAGACACAUUAAAUUUAUGUCUGGUCUGCAAGCCCUAAAACCUUCUGAGCUGCACCACUUAGAAAACUCCUUUGAUUCCAUCUACCUGCAUCGCCGAACCAACCGUUGUGCUCUCCUGGCUGCUGGGUCUAUCCUUACAGCCGUGGAUUGUGUGAUGUCAGGCAGCUGUCAGCAUGGUGUAGCUGUAGUGCGUCCACCAGGCCACCAUGCAGAGAGGAACAACCCGUGUGGCUUCUGUUUCUACAACAGUGUGGGUGUGGCUGCUCAGCAUGCAGUUACUAGCCAUCACUUACAAAGAGUGCUGGUCUUGGAUUGGGAUGUGCACCAUGGCAAUGGGACACAGCACAUGUUUGAGUCAGACCCACGAGUGCUGUACAUAUCAAUUCAUCGCUAUGACAAUGGGAGGUUCUUUCCUGGGAGUGCCGAUGCCAACUACAACCGAGUUGGGCUGAAGAAAGGGAAAGGCUUCAAUAUCAAUAUUCCUUGGAACAAGGGCGGGAUGGGGGAUGCAGAAUACCUGGCUGCCUUCCUAGAGGUGGUGCUUCCUGUGGCCACUGAGUUUAAUCCUCAGCUGGUGUUGAUCUCGGCUGGGUUUGAUGCAGCAGUUGGUGAUCCCCUUGGCGGAUGCAAUGUUACCCCUGAGUGUUAUGGCCACAUGACCAAGUUCCUAACAUGUGUAGGAGAUGGAAGGGUGAUUGUGGCCUUGGAAGGAGGGUACAACCUGACCUCCAUUAGUUACUGCAUGACCUUGUGUGCUAAGGCCCUCCUGGGUGAUCCCUUGCCUUGCCUCUCUGGCAACCUUACCCCUUGUCAGAGUGCAGUGGACAGCCUCAUCAAUGUGGUUGGUGCUCACUGCAAGUUUUGGUCUAGCCUCAACUUAAAGGGUAAGAUGGUGGAGUCCCCUAGGAAACAAGCCUCUUCCAUAUCAACCCAGAGACCUAUUUCUUCCCCCACCAGCUCUCAAGCUGUUGAUGAGUUAGCAGCCAGUCUGAGUCAAGUGAGCAUGGCAGAGGCCACCCCAAGGAAAAUCCAAACUGAGGAGAAGAAAGAGGAGGCCCCUGGUGGGGAGCUAGAGGGAGCCUGUGGUGGUGGCCAUGAGGACAGUGCUACAACCCUUAUACUGUCUGACUGCUUAGGAGCACAAGAACUAUAUGCUGUGGUACCAGUAUCCUGGUGCCCCCACUUAGAGGAGGUGCAACCAGUGCCUGAUGGCACACUCAACACCAGCAGUGCCUGUGAGGAAUGCUAUGACACUUCUGAAAACUGGUGUUGUCUCACCUGUUAUAAGGUGUUGUGUGGGAGGUUUGUAUCUGAACACAUGUUGAUGCACGGGGUGUGUGAAGAGCACCACAUGGUGCUGAGCUUCAGUGAUCUAUCCAUCUGGUGCUACGCUUGUGAUAGUUACGUCCACAAUCCCGUGUUGUUUGAAGCCAAGAGAGCUGCUCAUUUAGAUAAGUUUGGCUUGGAGCCUCCAGAAUGUUCUUGAAGACUGUUACUGCUGCUAUUGCUGCUGCUGCUUCUGCUGCCACCUUUGCAUCAUUAAGUCUGAUGCACUGCUAGUCUAACGGACAACUCACUAGGGUGUGAGCAGCCAUGCCUUACAGACCACUCCUAAGUGGUGGUAUUCAUUUUAACAGUUUCUUGUGAUAACAUACCAAAGUUGUGCUUCAAGCUUACCAAAAUUGAAUAUGGCUAUGUAAUUUAUUUUUGUAUACUAAAUGCAUCUAAAUGGUUAUUACAUUAGAAUACGCCGCAAACAGCAUACUUGUGUAUCACAUAUCUCAGGUUUUUUGACUAGUAUACUUGAUACAUAUACUUAGCAGAUUUGUCUUUUAGGAACUUUGUUUUAUGUAUGAUAGAAUAUUUAUAAUAGAAAUAAUUAUUUCUAAUUUUUAUUGCAGUUUUAAACUUUAACCAAAUGAAAACAAUUGCUUGAAAUUUUUUAAUAGUGUUUCGACUUGAGUAACAAGUGUAAAUAACAAAGAUGUGAUUUACUCUUAAAAUUUUAUCUUAAUUCCAGUGGCAACAAGAAAUUUAACAUUAGAUAUGAUCCCAGCACAUGUAUAUUCUGAAAACUAGAUGUGGCUCAGAUAGCAACCAGCUUUGUGUAUCAGACUGCAAGUCCCUGACCACAGGCCUAGCAUUAUUGUAUUGGAUCUUGACCAUACAAGACUUUUUUUUUUCUCGGUAAGGCCUAUAGCGCCUGUAGGCACACUUGAAGAGUGUAUGGGAACCGCUGUUCAGCUUCUGCCCAUUAGUGGCGCAGGCAAUUUUAUUUAUAGUGGUACCCAUAUUAGGGCCCAUAUCACUGCCCAAGCUCAUCUUGAGUGUAACCACCUAGAACCUGGGUAUCAUGGUGAUAUGUAGGUAACUUUAAACCACUCGACAAAUGGCAAAGUGUUUUAAGGCUGUACGUGGUGGGAUUCGAACCUACGCGUGGACGUCUGCCCGAUCCCACGCUCACCACCUUAUCCACUAUGCCACCGCCUCCCUAGUCAGAUGAGAAUGUGCAAUAAGGCUCGUUAUAACUGUAGCAUGGGAACCACGAGGUGUCACCAAUAUCCAGCUCACCACUUUCCAAGUUACCAAUUACCCAUAUAUUCUCUUGUGGGGUUCACACUUUUGGGCAUUGUAACAGAAGAUUAGAUGUCUACAUUUCAAUUUUUUUUUUUUUUUUUUUCUUUUCCCUCCAGAAGGUUAGCUAAGCUGCUACAGUAGAUUCUGCUAUGCUGGUAACAACAGCAUGGAAUUAUGCAGCUGCAGUGCAAUGUUAUGCAAAUGAUGUUAGGGAUUAUGCAUAAGUGAUCAUUAAGUUAUUGUACAGCUUUCAUAUGUAUCCCUUAUAAGAAUUAUAGCAGUAAAAUUAUAGCUUACCAUCAUUACAUUGUAAAUGUAAUUCUGACUAACAUAUUUUGUAUAAUACAUAUAUCUAAAGCUG
This is a messenger RNA of Portunus trituberculatus (swimming crab), 7500 nucleotides long. Its product is annotated as histone deacetylase 6-like. The coding region runs from base 142 to 6048 and encodes 1968 amino acids. The record is from RefSeq and is a predicted model, not a curated record. Gene Ontology annotation, biological process: chromatin organization. The transcript has 33 exons. Gene Ontology annotation, cellular component: histone deacetylase complex. Gene Ontology annotation, molecular function: zinc ion binding; histone deacetylase activity. Lineage: Eukaryota; Metazoa; Arthropoda; Malacostraca; Decapoda; Portunidae.